AGCCAUCUCAUGAGCCGUCAAGCAGCCUGCAGUGUACAGACUGCAGUAGGGCCAGUGUUGAGCCAUGGUUCUUUUGGCGGACGACUUCGAAGCAGGUGCCGAAGCUUGCAAACGCUUCGAUCAGGAUGGCUUCUGCAUCUUCGAGUCCUUUCUAAGGCCGCUUCACUUGGAGCAGCUGAGGGGCAGCUUUGACGAGCGACUGCGAGAUCUUUUGGCAGACAACCUGGAGGUGGAUCUGGGUGUCAACUGGGCAGCGGACACUGCGGAGCCCUUCCUGCGGACGCUGCAGGAUGAGAGGCUCCUUGACUUCCUGGUGGAGCUUUGCGGCCUGCCGCUGGUCGCCAUGCGCUUGGAGCUCUUUGAGAAGAGGCCGGGCUCCCAGAACGUUAUCCCUUGGCACCAGGACACCUACACAACCCAUGUGGGCUUCUCCUGGACGGCGGAGGCAGCUGAGAGGGCUGAGCGCCCGCAUCCGGUGACGCUGUGGGUGGCACUGGAUGCGGCCUGCAGGGAGACUGGCGGCAUGGAGAUGGUACCCGGCCGGCACAGAGAGCUGCUCGGUGCUGCCGUGCCACUGGCUUCCAUUGCCAAUGCGUCAGCGCAUAGCGAUUGUGUUGAGUACAAACUCCUGCCCGGCCAAGCAGGCGUGCACCACCCGCUGACACCUCACAGAUCCUUAGCAAACACCUCCACCCAGACGAGGAGGGCCUUCUUGGUUCGCUUGGUGCCGUGGUCCCCGACGCUUGAAGAGCGCUGCGAUGCUCUGGGGGAGGUCGGGCAGGAAUGGGUCUCCCAGCCUACUGGCAAAUAUGUUUGGCGGCCGGGGACAUCAGCGGCUGUAGCACCGGACCGUGCGCUGAACCGACUGUUGGUCUUGAUGCCUCGCAGCUGAAGGUCAACGCUCCUGCAGCCCUGAGGGGAUCGUAGCCGGCACGAAAAGGUGUGUCAUCACUCCACCUGGCAAACCAUGUACAGUGCCAGAGGCCGCGAGGUGCA
This is a messenger RNA of Effrenium voratum, 996 nucleotides long. Lineage: Eukaryota; Dinophyceae; Suessiales; Symbiodiniaceae. The record is from the annotation of a GenBank genome assembly.